Cottoperca gobio is the source of this 1051-nucleotide messenger RNA. Its product is annotated as signal-regulatory protein beta-2-like. The record is from RefSeq and is a predicted model, not a curated record. Bases 14 to 1051 code for a protein of 345 amino acids. Gene Ontology annotation, biological process: response to bacterium. NCBI's taxonomy places the organism in Eukaryota, Metazoa, Chordata, Actinopteri, Perciformes, Bovichtidae. The transcript is spliced from 5 exons.
CAUUUGAAGCACAAUGAUACCUCCAAACUUUGCUUUGUAUUUCACAUGUCUGUUUUUGACGAAUAUGGCUCAUGUGACGACUUUAAAACAAUCAUCAUUACAUUAUCAAUCAUGUAAUGUUGGGGAAAGUAUAACUUUGUCAUGCAUCUGCGAUUAUGAGCAUAAUACAGUGAUGUUGUACUGGUAUAAGCAAACUCUUGGACAGAAACCAAACCUUAUUUCUACAUACAUCUAUAGGCAUGCUAAUGAUAAGGGCAUGUUUGAAGAGGAAUUUAACAACGAUUCACGUUUCUCACUGGAUACUGAAAACGGUAAAAAUCACUUGAAGAUAAAAGAUCUGCAAAUUUCAGACUCGGCUACGUACUACUGUGUAAGAAGCGAUUUAUAUGACUUAGAAUUUGCCGAGGGUACCACCGUCAGUGUAAAAGGUUCAGGUUUGAACAUCCCAGCUUUGGUCCAUCGGUCAUCUGACACCAUCCAGACAGGAGACUCUGUGACUCUGAACUGUACAGUACACACUGGCAGCUGUGAUGGAGAACACAGUGUUUACUGGUUCAAAAACUCUGAAGAAUCUCAUCCAGGACUCAUUUACACCCAUGGAGGCAGGAAUGAUCAGUGUGAGAGGAAACCCAACGAACAAACACACACCUGUGUCUACAACCUGCCAAUGAAGAGCCUGACUCUUUCUCAUGCUGGGACCUACUACUGUGCUGUUGCCUCAUGCGGACACAUACUGUUCGGAAACGGGAUCAAGCUGGACAUUGAAGAUGAGGUGAACUUUCCCGACUCUCUUGUGUAUUUCUUGAGUGGAGCUUUGGCACUCACCACCAUCCUGAUCGUUUUACUGACGAUCACAGUGUUCAAGAUGAUCAAGACAAAUAGCUGCGGUUCAGAAUCUCAAAGAGUUCCAGCUUCCAACACAACACAUGCAGAGAAUUACCAAGAUGCAGACAGCCUCCAUUAUGCUGCUUUAAGGGAUCACAGGGUCGACAGAUCACGAAGCCAGAGAGACACCAACAGUGAAUGUGUGUACGCCGCUGUAAGACUGUAA